Molecule: messenger RNA, 1092 nt
Organism: Hemisphaericaspora subhashii
Lineage: Eukaryota; Fungi; Ascomycota; Pichiomycetes; Serinales; Debaryomycetaceae
Product: NADPH:quinone reductase
Exons: 1
Coding region: 1-1092 (363 amino acids)
Biological process (GO): cellular response to oxidative stress
Cellular component (GO): cytoplasm
Molecular function (GO): quinone reductase (NADPH) activity; zinc ion binding
Source: RefSeq, a predicted model, not a curated record
AUGCCUGCUAUUACAUUACCAUCAACUCAAANAACACCAAAGCUACAACAAUUUACAAAAAGACAAUUUCUUUCCACAAAGAUGACUGCUAUUACAUUACCAUCAACUCAAAAGGCUGUUUUCCAUGAAGAAUUCGGUGACUAUGAUGUUCUUAAAUAUGACAAUGUCCCUACUCCAACCAUUGAAUCCUCUCAUGAUAUUAUUGUCAAAAACGCCUAUGCUGCUGUUAAUUUCAUCGAAGCAUUUUUCAGAAAGGGGAUCUAUCAGGCACCUUUACCUAAUAUAUUUGGAAGAGAAGCCCUGGGGGAAGUUGUUGCCAUUGGAGAUGAUGUUAAGAAUUUAGCUGUCGGUGAUAAGAUUGCAUAUAUUAGUCCUGCUACUUUUGCUCAAUAUACCAAAGUUAAUGAUUCUUUAUUUAGAUAUAUCAAAUUGAAUUCUGAUGUUAGUGAUGAAGAAUUGAAGAUUAAUGGAUCGAUCUAUUUACAAGGGUUAACUGCAUUGACGUUUAUUAAUGAAGCUUAUAAGGUUAAACAAGGGGAUUAUAUUUUAGUAUGGGCUGCUGCUGGAGGUGUUGGGAAAGUAUUAGUGCAAUUAAUUAGUCAAUUAGGUGCUCAUGUCAUUGCUCUUGCUUCAACUCCUGAAAAAUUACAAGCUGCUAAAGAAUUAGGUGCAGAAUAUUUGAUUAAUAGUUCUAGUGAUGAUAUUGUUGCGAAAGUACAAGAAAUUACCAAUGGACAAGGCGUAGAAGCUUCAUUUGAUUCAAUUGGGAAAGAUACUUUUGAAACUUCUUUGAAUUCACUUAAAAGAAAGGGAACUUUUGUAAGUUAUGGUAAUGCUUCUGGUCCAGUUACUCCAUUCCCAUUAGCCGUAUUAUCAGCAAAGAAUAUUAAGAUUGUUAGACCUCAACUGUUAGCAUAUAUUGCUACCCCAGAAGAAUGGAAGUAUUAUUCUCAAGAAUUAUUGAAAUUGGUUGAACAAGGUAAAUUAAAAUUUGAUAUUUCAACUUAUGAAUUGAAAGAUUAUCCUCAAGCUGCUAAGGAUUUAGAAGGUAGAAAGACUACUGGUAAAUUAACCUUAAAGAUUCCUCAAUAG